CACCUGCUCCAUGGGAAGGGACAACGUGACCUGGGUGAGUGAGUUCAUCCUAAUGGGCCUCUCCAGUGACAGGGGGACCCAGGCUGGACUCUUUGUCUUAUUUGCGGCCGCCUACCUGCUGACCCUGCUGGGCAAUGGGCUCAUCCUGCUCCUGAUCUGGCUGGAUGUGCAACUCCACCUGCCCAUGUAUUUCUUCCUCUGCAACCUCUCACUCGUGGACAUCUGCUAUGCCUCCAGCGGGGUCCCACAGAUGCUGGUGCACUUCCUCCUGGAGAAGAAAACCAUCUCCUUUGCCCGGUGUGGGACCCAGCUCUUUUUCUCCCUGGCCCUCGGAGGGACCGAAUUUUUGCUGCUGGCCGCAAUGGCCUAUGACCGCUAUGUGGCCGUCUGUGACCCCCUGUGUUACAUAGCAGUGAUGAGCCCAAGGCUCUGUGUGGCACUGACAGCUGUCUCUUGGCUUGUGGGCCUGGCUAAUUCUGCUAUGGAGACAGCACUCACCAUGCACCUGCCCACGUGUGGGCACAACGUACUAAACCAUGUGGCCUGUGAGACACUGGCACUGAUCAGGUUGGCCUGUGUGGACAUCACCUUCAAUCAGGGGGUCAUAGUGGCCUCCAGCGUGGUGGUGCUGCUGGUGCCCUGCUGCCUGGUGUCACUGUCCUACACCCACAUUGUAGCUGUCGUCCUGCGGAUCCGCUCCACCCACGGACGCCGCAAGGCCUUCGGGACCUGUGCCUCCCACCUCACUGUGGUCUCCAUGUCCUAUGGUAUGGCUCUCUUUACCUACAUGCAGCCUCGCUCCAUGGCCUCAGCUGAGCAGGAAAAGCUGGUGGUGCUCUUCUAUGCUGUGGUGACCCCCAUGUUGAAUCCUCUCAUCUACAGUCUGCAGAACAAGGAUGUGAAGGCAGCUUUGAGUCGAGUUCUGAUAAGGAGCUGUGCAUUAAAACAGUAGAGAGUGGUUUGGGUAAUGAGAGGCCCUCACUCUGAAGACAGUGGGCAUUGGACCUUGCUCUCCAGCAUAACAUGUGUAUGCAUGUGUGUGUACGUAUGUGCA
Molecule: messenger RNA, 1054 nt
Organism: Sapajus apella (tufted capuchin)
Lineage: Eukaryota; Metazoa; Chordata; Mammalia; Primates; Cebidae
Product: olfactory receptor 2F1-like
Exons: 1
Coding region: 11-952 (313 amino acids)
Biological process (GO): G protein-coupled receptor signaling pathway
Cellular component (GO): membrane
Molecular function (GO): G protein-coupled receptor activity; olfactory receptor activity
Source: RefSeq, a predicted model, not a curated record